Messenger RNA from Anopheles nili, 1350 nucleotides. Its product is annotated as alkaline phosphatase 4-like. Gene Ontology annotation, biological process: dephosphorylation. The transcript has 3 exons. Bases 1 to 1350 code for a protein of 449 amino acids. Lineage: Eukaryota; Metazoa; Arthropoda; Insecta; Diptera; Culicidae. The record is from RefSeq and is a predicted model, not a curated record. Gene Ontology annotation, molecular function: alkaline phosphatase activity.
AUGCGACGAGAGGAAUUUGAAAUUUCGACAGUCGAUCCUGCUGUUAGCCGGCGUAGUAGACAAACACCAGGAAGUGAAAGUGUACUAAAUCGUGAAAAUGUGGGGAACAGUUCACCAAGGAGGAAAGCAAGCCUUGGAUUUAACGCUCUUUGCAUCGGAGUGCUGAUAGUGAUUGUUUUCGCGAUCGUAGUCCUAUGCGUAGGAUUUAUAAUAAAGUAUGAAAAUGAGGGUGAAGCAGUGGGCAAAAUCGAUCUAUUUGUCGACGACCUGCCUUCAGAGCAAGCCGUUUGGUUUGAAUCUAACCUGGCCGAGCUGCGUAAUGCGUUCCGGGUGAAGGACAAUAAGCGACGGGCCAAAAAUGUGGUCCUGUUCGUAGCACUAGACAGCCAUGAGGUUACCAACGGUGCGCCAAGGCCGAUUUGGGAAUCGUUCCCACAUCUAGCCAUGUUCCGAACUACCCAAGAGCGCCCGCUUGCGUCAUUUAAUCCGACCUCGUUGUUUUGCGGCAUUGAGGCGCGUUCGCAUACCAUUGGAUUUGAUUCAGCGGUGGAACCUUGGAGUGAUUGCGUGAGCAUGGAACAUCUCACCCACCGUGCCCCGUCAGUCGUACAGUGGGCUCAAGAUAUCGGACGUCGCACUGGAGUGAUAACGAACGGUGAAAUUGUGGAUCCGUUUCCGGCGGCACUGUACGCCCACACGCCAAAUGCCAGCUGGGUUUAUUCCACUCCCGAUUCAGUGCAUUGUCCUGACGUGCGAUCGCAGCUGCUGCAAGGCGAAACAGGACGGCAGUUGAACGUCAUCGCAGGAGCACUCGCUUGUCCUGAAGAAUUUUGCCAUGAAUCAUUUCGGCAUGAGUGGCAAGCGAGAAAAAAUGAAGAUGGCUCGAGCUACAAAAUAUCAACAAAUGUGCAAGAUUUGCUGGAGAACGAAGACGAUGAUUGGGAGUAUGCGCUGGGAAUAUACGAUCAGCGAGUCCUGGCGGUGCCGAAUGCAUUCCACGAUCUCACGUUGGGCGCUUUGCACGUGCUUGACAGUCCAGAAGGGUUUCUGCUGAUUGCUGUCGUCGAUCCUAAAGUCGGCAUUUCAAUUCAAGAGCUCGAUGUUACGGUGCGGUCGACAUUAAGAAAGCUUAGCCACGCGGUUGACGAUAGUCUCGUCGUCGUGAUCAGAUCUGAUCGUGGUAACGAUCGUCCUUCACCGUAUGCCACGGUGCAUGCAACGGGACCGAUGUCGCAUUUAUUGCACCGAGUGCAUAAUCAAACGUUUUUGGCACAUUUCGUGGCAUACGCAGCACGAAUUGGCCGCUUUCGAGACUCGGACCUGACGAAUCUGGUUUUGAAAAUAUUCUAA